This is a messenger RNA of Rotaria sordida, 450 nucleotides long. NCBI's taxonomy places the organism in Eukaryota, Metazoa, Rotifera, Eurotatoria, Philodinida, Philodinidae. The record is from the annotation of a GenBank genome assembly.
AUGCAUGCAAAUCGUUGUAUUGUAUAUUAUGAUAAAUAUAUCGAUUGUAAAAUUCGAGCACCAAUUACGAUACAAGCAAUUAAUAAUCGAUUAACUUAUAUGUUUCAUUGUAUUGAACGUCGUCUAUAUUUACAAUCUAAAGUUUAUCGACAACAUCCUAAAUUAAGAGAAAAUGUUAGAACAUUUAAUGAUAUUAAUCAAACGACUAUUUAUACGACUAAUUUACAUCCUAAUAGUUGCUAUUGUGUGCGUUUUCAUUGUCGUCGUCAUGGAUCAUUUGAUACAAUUAGCGAUGUUGAAUGUAAUAGAUAUCAAACUUUAAAAUUUGUGUAUGAAUUGUGUUAUAAGUAUUUUUAUAAGCAUGCUUUGUCUCUUAUUCUUCGUUAUUAUCGCCUUAUUAAAUUAGAAUUGCAUCAGACAACGACAACAAAAAACGGCAAUGUUCUUUGA